Messenger RNA from Cinara cedri, 4128 nucleotides. Lineage: Eukaryota; Metazoa; Arthropoda; Insecta; Hemiptera; Aphididae. The record is from the annotation of a GenBank genome assembly.
AUGAUUAAUUUUAAGUUUAUUAUAUCAUGUUUGUUGAUAAUUGUCAUGAAUGAUUGUGUUUCGAAAAUUGUGAAUCAAAAUAAUUUUCAGUUAAAAUUUGUUUUCAUAGUAAGUAUUAUUUAAAUAUUUGUGUACACGACUUGAUUAUUAUUGGGACACCAUAUUAUUAUUUUAGUAUAAAUCAUAAUUAUUUAACUAUAAGAUAUAAAUGUCAUAUCUGUAAUUAAUAUAAGUGUUGCAUGAAUAUUAUGUUCGAUGGCAUACAUUUUAAAUAAAUAAACACAUAGUAUAAACUUGGUUAAAUCAAAUUAAAUUAUUUACUUUUUGAUUUCCUUAAUUCUAACCUAUCUGUUCGUAUCGGUGGUUCUUAGCCAUUUUUGAAUGACGAAACACGAGACAGCCGUAGAAAAAAACAAAAAAUCAAAACGGUAUUUAUGCAGAUUUUCCAUUUUUUUUUUUCUAUCGAUUUUGAAAUUUACGCGGAACGCUUAUUCUAAAUCCACGGAACACCGGUUAAGAACCACUGGUCAAUGUGCACGUUUGUCCGGGCAAUUUAAACUACGGAUAUGAACAAAUUUUAAUUAUAGACGAAUUAUGGUGCAUUAUUAACACGCCGCUCGCCGUACCGCCACACUAAUACGCCACCAUGCUACACUAUUCUCCUCCAACCAAAAACUUAAAAGUGGAAUAUCCCUUCAACGGAAAUCAUACAAUUUUAACACUAAAAUUUAUUUUCACUAAUACUCCAUUUGUUUAUGGCAUUUUUAAUAUAGGUUGCCAUUUGAAAAUCAAAAGUAGGUAGCGGUUUUACCCCCCAAAAAUAAGGUUGUCAAAAAAAUAACACAAAUAUAAAAUCGUAGAGCAGCUUGUUUCUUAAAUGUUCUAAACAACGAAUUCCGGAAAACGUUAAUGCUUUCCGACAUAGUGAGUGCGCCCACUUAAAUGAAUCACCCGGUGGUAUGUGUAAUAUACAAGUUAGGUAAUAAUUAAAAAUUGCUUAAUUUACUUGGUAUUCAUGGCUUAAAUUUCCCGGGAUUCCACAUUGCCCGUGACAUAAAUAAUUUAUAAGAUGUGAAAAUGAGAACGGUCCCGGGAACCACUCGUCGUAUUUUUUUUUUUUUUUUUAAACAAAAGAACAGGUCCAUGGUUCUAAACAUGAUUUCAAUAUUGUCUAAGUUGAUGGAAAAUUUGAGAUAUUAACUUUUAAAAUACGCUCUAGAGUUUAUACCACUAUAAACGCUUUAUGAUUCGAAAAAAACAUCAUCGCGCGUUAUACGUUUUACAAAAACCGUUUUGCUCUACUUUUACUUAAUUAAAUAUUCGCUGAUUAUAAUUCGUACGCAUUUAAUCUGUUUUAUUCGCUUUUUACCUAACGGAUGGUCCACACGCGAAAAUGCCUUCCUAACACAUAACAACUAUCAACUUGGCGUGCAAAUAGGAUGUUAUUUGGGCCGAAGAGAGUAAGUGUGAAGGGAGGAGGAAAGGAAAGUAGGUGAAGGGAGAGUAGGGGGCUACGUAGGCACGGUCAAAGCAGUACAUGGGGUGGUAACUGUAAUGGAGGCGGGGGUGUAUAACUAUAGUGAUCAGAAUGAAAUAAAAACGAAAAAUAUGUGUUAUUAGGUGAACCAGGCGAGAAACUUUUUUACUGCACGGAAAAAACAAAAGAGCUAAUACUGGGAACGGGUGUGCUACUGUUGUACAGAUAUUGUUGACAUUUAAACGAAGAUCGUAAAAGUCACGAAAUUUUGAAAUAUGUUCAAUUUAGGUUAAAUAGUAGUACACCCGUCAGCAGUAUUAGCUCUUUUUAAAAUUCUAGUUAGGUUUGCAUGUUAUUUUAUUGUUAAAGAAAAAUUACGAUUCCAACAUUUAUCUGAUGGCUUCUUUUUUUCGGGGAGACCCUCCCCCGCCUUAAUCCGCAUCUGCUUAUAGUGUGUCCCACCAUGUUCGACGGAUUUUUUUCUAGAGCUGUUAGUUUUAAAUAUUUUUCAGUUUUUUUUUUUUUUAUCAAUCGGUUCGUCUCCGAGGCGGACAUCGAUUUUUAUUAAAUAUUAAUUGCUUUUUUCACAAUUAUUUUCUAGAAAUUAAAACAGCUAUUACUGUGAAACUAUUCAUCGGUUAUGAAUGUGCGAUACAUUAAAAUGUUUAGAAUAAUUUCUUUUACAAAACGGCUUUUUUGAAAAAUUUUUAAAAUCAAUAAAUAGAGGUAUUUUUUUUUUUUUGUAUUUGAGGGAUGGAAACAAAAAUUUUAUAUUUUUUUCCAAAUCGAUGUCCGCCUCGGAGACGAACCGAUUGAUAAGAAAAAAAAUAAAAAAAACAUUUAAAACUAACAGCUCUAGAAAAAAUCGGUCGAACAUGGUGGGACAUUCUGUGCCUAUAUUAUACUAUUGCAAUAAAGACGGUCGGAAUCAAAUUCACACUGGCUGGAUGCCUAUAUAAAAUCUGGAGAAACCAGUCGAAGGAAAAUCGUCGUAAAUGUAUAUUAACGGUACGUACGUUUUCUGUGUCCUCCACGUAUUCUUUACGCUUAGCUAUCGCGGCACAUGAAUCGGGCGCCAUUGAUCGAAUACAAGAACAUCACCAAUCGCAUAAACUGGCCGCGUGGAUUGGGCGAGUUGACCGACCAAGGCAUAUGGAACGCGUACCGCGCCGGCCAAGCAUUGCGCGAGCGGUACCUCGGCUUUUUGCACCCGUUGCAGCGGUACACUCCCAGCGAGAUUGACGUGUCCAGCACGUCGGUGGAACGCUGUUACCAGACGGCCGGUUACCUGUUGGCCGGCAUGUACCCGCCCAACGACGAGCAGACAUGGAACCAGCUACUGAGAUGGCAACCGAUACCCAUCAAGACCAGCCUUUCCAAAGACCAUCAACAGGUGAGAUAGGCAUAAACGACUUUCGAGUUUCGGGUUUGGUCUAGACAUCUAAACGUACAUCAUGAUGGGACAUGGGCGCACUUUAUGCCUCAUUUUCCCACACCACUUUCUGACUUGUACGCACUAUAUUAUAACUACACCAAUCAACCAAAAUUCCUCCAGAUUUUAUAGUUUAUUUACUAUUAUCUACAUACAUCGUAUCAAAUCGGUAUUAUCUUAGAGCUAUCGGUCAAACGAUGCUUUUGGACCAACUAAAAUUCUCUAAUUAUUACUUACGAUUUGCGUACAGUUUUUCCCUAUAAGUUUAAAUACAAAUAAUUACUUGAUAAAUAAAAAAAAAAAUAAUGAUAGUUUGCAGUGAACCCAAGUCUAUGUCCGAAAUAUUCAGUGGAAUUACAUGAAGCAACUGAAACAUUCAUGAAUACAGAAAAAUAUAAAAACUUAGUCAAAUAUAUGAAAAACUAUACAUCAUCUACAUUAGAUACAUGUUAUGAUGUAUUAAAGGUAGCAGAUUUCAUUUGGACCGAAGUAGGUACCUUAGUUGAAAUAAAUUAACAUAUCAUUUGUUUCGAAUAAUAGUGAAAUGUUAAAAUUAUAUUUUUCUACAUACUUUAAAUUAUAUAAUUAAAUAUUUGAUCUUAUUAUUCAGCAUAUGGCUAACUAUUCGAUUCCUAAUUGGGCAAUGGAACGAAAAGAUGAUAUUGACAAAUAUAUAUUAUCCAGUAUGGAAAUCUUGGUUGAGACCGAACAAAUGAAACGUUUAUUCUCAGGUAGGUAAUUAAAUUAAAAUUUGUAUUCAUACAAAAGUUAAACAUAUUUAUAUAAAUAAUUGUGUUUAAGGUGAUAUGUUGAAUGAUAUAUUAACACGAAUGGAAGCAUCAAUGAAUAAGUCAUCAGAUGCAAAAAAAAUAUACUUGCACAUAGGUCAUGACUCGACCAUAGUUCCUUUUCUUAAAACACUAAAUAUAGAGAACGUAACAUAUCCCCUUUAUGGAGCUGCGGUUGUAAUGGAAUUAUAUGCAACACCUUCAAAUGAAACUGUUGUAAAGGUAAAAAAAAAAUUAAUCUACAAAUCAUUAAUCAAUUAAUAAUUAUAAAAAUUAACUAGCUAUUAUACAACAAAGACUAUAAAUGGAAAGAGUCGGAUAUAAAAUUAAUCGAAUUACCUGGCUGUCCACAACCAUGUCGACUAGAAGAUUGGCGUACAUACACAAAAAAAAUAAUACCUUUUAAUUUAAGUGAAGAAUGUAAAAAUUAA